Durusdinium trenchii is the source of this 1316-nucleotide messenger RNA. The record is from the annotation of a GenBank genome assembly. NCBI's taxonomy places the organism in Eukaryota, Dinophyceae, Suessiales, Symbiodiniaceae.
GAAGAUUCUUUCGAAGCAUCCCUGCUCGAAGGAGAUGAAGUGAACGCUGAAGUAUUUUCUGUUCAAAACCAUGAAAGACAAGCCCAUGCACUUAGGUGAGCACACUGGACAGGAUCCCUUUUUUCUCUAAUCUAUAUUAUAGUAUUGGACUCCUAAAGAUCUAUUUCUUCUUUGGUGUUUGAGGCGUUGGAGGGUAUCACUUGCCAAUCCUUGGCUUCCCUCACGGUGAGCUGUGAUGCUGCAACCAGCAGAUCAGCUUUGCUCCCAAAAACGAUGACAUGGUGAAUCUACCUUCCCAAAGUCACAGAGCCCCCAGCAUGAGAUCUUCGCUGAUUGAAACGGUUUGACGACGGUUUGGGACCGCCCGAAGCCGCAGCUUUGCCCACUGACCGGUCUUGGGUCUCGUGGCUCAAGCGUUUCUACGCGUUCGACUUGACCGAACGAGCGCGCGUUUGAACCACCGGGGCAGAACGCUGAUGGGGUGCAAGACCAGCUCACCGAGAUCGGAGGUAGUCAAGGCUGAGAGCGAGGAUCUCUUGAGAGUCGAACUGGGUGACGACGGCUUGGACGUUUCGAAAGAAACCAGCCUCACAACGGACCCAGCACGGGCGUCAAGUCAUGCGAGCACGGAAAGUAUGGAUCUGGUGGAUAAACUGAAGAGUUUUCACUCGAUGGAUCUAGUGGACAAAGACUUUCCUGAGCUCGAUGGUGUACCGCCUGUUCGGUCGACACAUGCUUCGUAUGUGGCCGAGCUGGACCACUUCUUGUCAGAUGUGAACGGGGAGAAACUGCAAUGGUCUGUACGGCAGAAGCUUCGCAUUCAUUCUUGGAAACAACAUCACGUCCGCUUCAGCCCAACACCCGAUGCGUCGUGUGGUGCGAGCUCGGCGAGCCGUGGAAAGCGGAUCAUUGUGUCAGUGUGACCGGUGGUGAUCCGCAUGGAGGUGCCCAAAACGGCGGAGGUGAUCCGUGCCAAAUCCGCAGGGGUUUACAACCUGCGCCCAGGUCAGUGUCAUUCGGGUGAUGAUCUUUCAGUCUUUGAAGAAGACAUGAAACUGUGACUAUAGUGUCAACUGAGGAAGUGGUUGUGGUGUUACUUGGAUUUCCGAUUUCUGUCAUCCUGUCAGGAGAGAAAUCCAUAGGCCCGGCGUCUCUUUUUGGCAUGCCAGAGAGCAGGAUCCUAAUAUCCUGCUGUAAAGGAAGUGCAUGUCUUUAAAGUGUUUUAAGAUCCGCCGGUAUAUGCUACAUCCGAAUAUAAUUAGCGGCUACACCCGGGCCCAUCCGAGUGAAGCAAUUGGUUUUCUCCGAGUUCCAUU